AUGAAUGAAGAAGACAAGAGGCUAGCGGAUAUCGAGCUGGAAGCCAGUCCAGAACGUUUCGCGGUUGGAGGUGGGCCUACGCCGUCGACAGAGAGGCCAAUGCAUCCUACAGAGAAAGAGGAGAGGAGGGAGGCGCUGUCACGAACAGUGACCGGGGCGAGCACUUCGAGUUCAGGCUCCUCUUCUUCGGGCGAAUCGGUGGAGAGACAAGAGAUUGGAGUUUCGAGGAUGGCGACGCAGCGGGACGAUGUCGAUCUCGAGAGGCAUCCAACAGCGUUGAGCCGGAUACAGACUGGAAGAAGUCAGCACAGCCAAACAGUGGGAGCAAGUCUGCGGUCUAGGACGACUAGUAGACAUACCAAGCAACCGCUGCCGAACUUUGGUGCAGGGAAGCCAUUUCCGCCGCCACUACCAGACCGAGAAGAGUACGUCGUGGAGUUUGAUGGGCCAAACGAUCCUCUCCACGCUCAGAAUUGGCCAUUGAAGAAGAAGUUGCCGGUGGCGAUCGUCCUCGGAUAUGUGACCUUGACGGCAGCCUUCGGUUCAUCAAUCUUCUCGACGGCCACCCAGACUGUUGCGCAGCAGUUCAACGUAUCGCGCGAAGUAGGCAUCCUAGGCGUUUCAUUAUACGUUCUUGGGUUCGCUACGGGUCCCAUAGUAUGGGCUCCGUCGUCAGAGCUGUACGGACGCAAAGCUCCCCUCCUGAUCUCGUCGUUUGGAUUCUCGAUCUUCAACAUCGCGGUGGCUGUUGCAAAGGAUGCACAAACGAUCUUCAUCUGCCGCUUCUUCGCUGGAUUCUUCGGGGCUUGUCCAUUGACGUGUGUUGGUGCUGUCUUCGCUGACAUGUUCAGCAACCGGCAACGUGGACUCGCAAUCACAGUCUUCAGUAUGACUGUGUUCAGUGGACCGCUCUUAGCACCCUUUAUUGGUGGCUUCAUCAAUAUGAGCUAUCUUGGAUGGCGAUGGACCGAGUACAUCACUGCCAUCAUGGGCUUUCUCGGCUUGGGCUUGUCGGUCAUCUUCCUCGAAGAGACGUAUCCACCGGUCAUUCUCGUCAACAAAGCCUCCGAUCUGAGGAAGCGGACCAAGAAUUGGGGCAUUCACGCCAAGCAAGAAGAGAUCGAAGUCGACUUCCGCGAGCUGCUGGAGAAGAAUUUGUCCCGUCCGAUGCGCAUGCUCUUCACCGAACCGAUCGUGCUUCUCAUCUCGAUCUACAUGGCUUUCAUUUACGGCUUGCUGUACCUCUUCUUAACCUUCUACCCGAUCGUCUUCCAGCAGAUCCACGGAUUCAACCCUGGAGUCGGCGGCCUGCCCUUCUUUGGCAUGAUCGUCGGUGAGAUGCUGGCGGGUCUGUACAUGAUCUUGCUGCAACCCGGUUACAACAGGAAGCUGGCGGCGAACAACAACAUGCCCAUCCCCGAAUGGCGUUUGCCUCCUGUCAUCGUCGGUGGCGUAUUCUUCGGCAUCGGGUUGCUUUGGUAUGGCUGGACUGGGUACAGAGCCGACAUCCACUGGAUCGCGCCCACGUUGUCUGGUCUUUGCACUGGCUUCGGCCUCAUGAGCAUCUUCCUUCAGUGUUUGAAUUACCUCAUCGACGCCUAUCUCAUGUUUGCCGCCUCUGCAAUUGCGGCCAACACCUUCCUGCGAUCCCUAGCAGGCGCUGGCUUCCCUCUCUUUGCCACUCAGAUGAUCAAGGGCAUGGGCGUCCAAUGGGCCGGCACCCUCCUCGGUUGUGUCGCCUUCGCGCUCGUCCCAAUGCCCGUCUACUUCUACCUCCGAGGCUCCAAGAUCCGCGAGAAGUCCAACUUCGCCCCGACGUUCCCCAUGGCGACGCAGGCUGCGCACUCGCCGAGCGAAAGCGACGAUCCUGGGAAUGAGAAGUUGGAGUAG
Messenger RNA from Zasmidium cellare ATCC 36951, 1890 nucleotides. RefSeq lists its product as uncharacterized. The coding region runs from base 1 to 1890 and encodes 629 amino acids. The record is from RefSeq and is a predicted model, not a curated record. Gene Ontology annotation, biological process: transmembrane transport. NCBI's taxonomy places the organism in Eukaryota, Fungi, Ascomycota, Dothideomycetes, Mycosphaerellales, Mycosphaerellaceae. The transcript has 3 exons. Gene Ontology annotation, molecular function: transmembrane transporter activity.